UCUCUCUCUCUCUCUCUCUCUCUCUCUCUCUCUCAGUUUGAGGUUAAUCAGACAUUAUGUCAGGAUGGGAGGCUGAUGAUGAUGAUGAUGAUGAUGGCUUUCUGGGUUUCUCCGUGAGCUUCGGGCCGAGAGGUGAAGUGAUGAUCGCCUGAAGACUGAAGUGAAGAAGAGCUCGAGAUGAUGAAGAAUGACUGAAUGAGCCAAGCGUCUGGCGCAGAAACUUCCAGAAAUCCAGAUGGAGCAGGAUGUCGAGAGCAUCACGGCCCGACAGCCCAAGUUGCCCAAGCAGGCGCGAGAAGAUAUCCCCAAACCGCUGCAAGAGCGAGAGCGUGUCAAGCAGAAGGUCCAGCGCUACGUCCGCAAAGACGGCAAGUGCAACGUCCACCACGGAAACGUGCGCGAGACCUACCGCUACCUGACGGACAUCUUCACCACGCUGGUGGACCUCAAGUGGAGGUUCAACCUCUUCAUCUUCGUGCUGGUUUACACAGUGACGUGGCUGUUUUUUGGCUUCAUGUGGUGGCUGAUCGCGUAUAUACGAGGAGAUCUGGACCACAUCGGAGACAACCAGUGGACUCCAUGCGUCAACAACCUCAACGGCUUUGUGUCGGCGUUCUUGUUCUCUAUUGAAACAGAGACGACCAUCGGGUAUGGCCACAGGGUGAUCACUGACAAGUGUCCAGAGGGCAUCAUCCUUCUGCUGGUGCAGUCUGUGCUGGGCUCCAUCGUCAACGCCUUCAUGGUGGGCUGCAUGUUCGUGAAGAUCUCGCAGCCCAAGAAGCGCGCAGAGACUCUGGUGUUCUCCACCAACGCUGUCAUCUCCAUGCGCGACGGGCGACUUUGUCUGAUGUUUCGUGUCGGGGACCUGCGGAACUCGCACAUCGUGGAGGCGUCGAUCAGAGCCAAACUGAUCAAGUCCAAACAGACGAAGGAGGGAGAGUUCAUUCCCCUCAAUCAAACGGACAUGAACGUGGGUUAUGACACCGGCGAUGACCGGCUCUUCCUGGUGUCUCCACUCAUCAUCUGCCAUGAGAUCAACCAGCACAGUCCGUUCUGGGAGAUCUCCAAACAACAUCUGGCCAAGGAGGAGCUGGAGAUCGUGGUCAUCCUGGAGGGCAUGGUAGAAGCCACAGGAAUGACAUGUCAAGCACGAAGCUCGUACGUGGCCAGCGAGAUCAAGUGGGGUUACCGCUUCACGCCCGUCCUGACUCUGGAAGACGGUUUUUACGAGGUCGACUACAACAGCUUCCACGAUAUCUACGAAACCAACACGCCGAGCUGCAGCGCACGAGAGCUGGCGGAAAUGACGGCGUGUUCUCGCCUGCCGCUCACAUGGUCGGUGGCGAGUAAACUGAGUCAACAGGGUUUGCUGAACUCGUGGGACAAACCGCCGGAGAAGAGCAGAGACACUGACGAGCUGAUGGAGAGAAACGGAGACAUCGCUAACAUAGAGAACGAAUCGAAAGUGUAGGACAGAACGAGAAUCUCUCGCCUCUCCUCUGCACCACUGAACGAUUAGCUGAGGUCAGAGGUCAGAGGUCAGCUCAGGAAAGCGCCCCAGAGUCGGGCCGAUGAUACGGAUUUCACAAACUCUCGGGUGACUGCAUGGUUUCUGAAACAAUUUUUUUCUUAAAGAUAAGAAAUGAUAUUUUCUGAUUUGUAAUUCAAAGAUUAAAACCUAUAUAUGAAUAUAAAUAUAUAUAUAUAUAGAUCUAUUCUAGGGCAUUUGUAUUUUUUGUAUAUAUAUUUCAAUAUUUCUUCAAUUGGAGAAGUGUGAAUAUUUGAGGUUGUUUGAUACGAUUCGUCUGUAUAUUCUGCCUUUUGGAAUUGUUUGGGUUUGCACAUAUAUGUAUUCAAGCAUGUACAAAAAAACCCAGUAGAUGAUUGACUCUGAUGUAUAUAAUUGAAAGUACAUUAGACCAUAUUACAGGACGCACAGAAGAUCUUUAUACUGGAUGCAAACAUGGACAAUAUGAUCUGCCCGCCAAGGAGAAUGAGGAUCAGCUGGGCGGCGGAUGUUUUGCAUGGGUAUGUGGGAAUAUGUCAGUCUGAAGAGGGUGUGUGUGUGUGUGUGUGUGUUUGUGUGUGUGUGAUCAAAUAACCUUCCAUACUGUCCUUUACAUUUAUUUCACCCAUCACUUUGAACUUAAUUUAAUUCAUAAUUAUAACUUGAUUCUUCACAGUUGUAUUACUCUUUAAAAUAAAGGGGAUAGUUCACCCAAAAAUGAUAAUUCUGUAAUCAUUUACUCAACCUCAUGUUGUUCCAAACCUGUAUGACUUUCUUCAGUGUACAUUUUUAAGAAUCUCUUUUCCAUACAGCGAUGCACUCGAGAAGCAUUUGGCAUCAUUUUUAAUCUGAAUUUAAACAGAGAUUUCAGAGCUUUGUUGGUGGGGAAGAUUUUCAGUGAACAACAACUUAAAUUGUGCGUGUUCAUCACACAAAGCUAGCACAUGACUUCAGAAGACUUGGAAUAUAGUACACAAGUUAUACAAACUACUUUUAUGAUCCUUUUAUGGUGCAUUUUUGUCCUAUUUGGAGCUUGACAGUUGUAUGGAAAAAAGCUGGGUUUGGAACAACAUUAGGGUGAGUAAAUGAUGACAGAAUUUUCAUUUCUGGUUGGACUGCUCCUUUAAGAUAGACGUCCUUCUGCAUAAGUGUGUGACUCCCAGAAGACGGAUGCAAGUUGUUUGCACAUGUUUCUCCCCACAGACUCUCACUCCUUCUCUUUUCCAUUCUGUUUUUGUUCAUUUUGUCAGACAGCAACAGCAGACACAAGUCUGAUCAUGUGACACAUCAGCGUCACUCACACUCAAGACCAAAGAGACGAACUCACGACAUCAUCUAAAGCAAUCCCACAUACAGACACCUCAGUGUUUACAUGAUGUGAGAAUGGACGUCAGGUUAUAUUUCAUUUGGUGUGAAAGCAAGACUGUGAGGGAUAGAUGUACUGACUGUUCAGUGGGUCGUACUGUUGGGUUUGAUCGUGCUGUCGACAAAACAUUGAAAAGAUGUCUUUACGAAAGACUAUAAACUGUUACAAUUACAUUUAAACUAGAAUCUUAAAGCUGAAGUCAUUUCUGCGACACUAGCGCCACCGAACAGAACCGCAAAAAUAAACACUGUUUUCAAAACAGCUUCCUGAAUACGCCCCCUUCUGCAGAACAGAUAGUCCCGCCCCCAUCUCACGCCAUUGGUUGAGUAAUAUUAUUAGGGCGGGUCUAAACAGAUCACUCGUGAAACAAACAGAAGAAUUUGUAUAGCUCCACAGAGACACAGUGUUUACAGUUUUCAGGAAAAUGA
This is a messenger RNA of Myxocyprinus asiaticus (Chinese sucker), 3301 nucleotides long. RefSeq names its product G protein-activated inward rectifier potassium channel 2-like. Gene Ontology annotation, molecular function: G-protein activated inward rectifier potassium channel activity. Gene Ontology annotation, biological process: regulation of monoatomic ion transmembrane transport; potassium ion import across plasma membrane. NCBI's taxonomy places the organism in Eukaryota, Metazoa, Chordata, Actinopteri, Cypriniformes, Catostomidae. Gene Ontology annotation, cellular component: plasma membrane. The coding region runs from base 236 to 1471 and encodes 411 amino acids. The transcript is spliced from 3 exons. The record is from RefSeq and is a predicted model, not a curated record.